Molossus molossus (Pallas's mastiff bat) is the source of this 1956-nucleotide messenger RNA. RefSeq names its product BBSome interacting protein 1 (gene BBIP1). Gene Ontology annotation, biological process: cilium assembly; receptor localization to non-motile cilium. The record is from RefSeq and is a predicted model, not a curated record. The coding region runs from base 333 to 545 and encodes 70 amino acids. Gene Ontology annotation, cellular component: BBSome. NCBI's taxonomy places the organism in Eukaryota, Metazoa, Chordata, Mammalia, Chiroptera, Molossidae. The transcript is spliced from 5 exons.
AGUGACGACACUCAACCGGAAGUUACCGUUGAAGCUAAAACAGCCAUAACUGAUCAUGGCAGCGGGAGUUUUCUGGCCUCCCGUCUCCAGUGUGACGUAGUUUUCCCUUCGCCCAAUCUCUUCGUUGCCCUGGCAACAGUUGAGCCGUCUGGGAAGAAAAGCAUCUGGUCUGUAAGCACUGAUUGCAGUUCUGGAUGAAGUCCCUUCUCUAGGCUUGAAUCAAAAAUUGUCAGUCAUUUUGGCGAUACCGGGUUGGAUGCCCAAAGCUGCCUAAAGCUGUGGAGGAAAAGACCAGGAGAACUUUCAGGAAAACCUGUACCAGCAAUUCAGCCAUGGCAGAAGUGAAGUCCAUGUUCAGGGAAGUCCUUCCAAAACAAGGGCAAUUAUCUGUGGAAGAUAUAACCACAAUGGUGCUGUGUAAACCCAAACUUUUACCUUUAAAGUCUCUGACUUUGGAGAAACUGGAGAAAAUGCAACAAGCAGCACAAGAAACAAUUCGCCAACAAGAAAUGGCAGAAAAGGAACAGCAGCAAAUAACUCACUAAUAACUCAGUACUUCUGUAGAACACCCUACCUUACUGUUAACAGUAGCUAGAAAAGAUUCCACCUGUAUGCUGAAAAUAUGUUAAAACUGAUAUUCAUGUAGAUAAUAUAAAAAUAGCCAAGACUAAUGAAAUUUGUAUGGUGAAUUGAAACACUCUAGUUGUAUUGACUAUAUAUGACAUUAAAAACUAACCCAAAUCUUAUGGUUUUGUUUUUGCUCUUUAUACCCAAGUUUUUAGAACUGCAAAUUAAAUUAGUGUUCACCAUUCCUAUUACUCUUUUAUAGAUAACAUUCUUAGGCAACAAGUGACUAAAUGCAAUUUUUCCAAGAAAUCUUUACAUAUUUACUAAAAACUGUAUUUAAAGAUAUUUUAAUCUUGCAUUAAGUAUGCACGCUGGGCUUUUACAUUACCUAAUUUUUAAACUUUUUAUGAAUUUGAUGUGAUCUAUCAUGUUUAAGGCCAUUUUUCCUGACCAGCUGAUUCUACUACUGACAAAACUCUAUUUCUUAAAGUAAAUAGAAACUACUGUGGUGGUAUUUCAUCUUUUUUUUUAAUCCUCACCUGAGGAUAUUUUAUCAGAUGGGGUGGGGGAGGGGAGAGAGAGAUCAAUUGGCUGCCUCCCUCAACCAGGGCCAGGGUUCAGAACUGCAACCCAGGUAGGUACUCUUUGGUCCUUGGGCCCGAUGCUCUAACCACUGACAUAACCAGCCAGGGCAAAAUAAACUUCGUUUUAAGAAACCCUCACCUAAGCUUCUAAUUAUACUGAUUUUAAGGACUUAAUGAAUUACUGGCUAUCUUUAUCAUUCAUGUUUCAAAACCCUAGAAAUGGAAAGUAAUGUUGACUUUUAAAAGAGCUCACGAGGUAAACAUGAAAUUCAACUUGUAGUGAUAGUUCUAAGACUGUACUGAAACCUGUAACAGGUAUAUUCCUAAAACUACCUCUGUAAAUUCUGAAUUCUUGGUUGGUUGGCUGCAGUCAACAACACAAUAUAAAUUAAGGCCUUGCUGAGUAAUUAAGGCUCUGCAAAAGAGGUUAGAAAUGUGGUCAUUCUUAAAUAAUGAUUUAUUGGUAGCUACUAUUUUUCUCAGACACUGAAUAAAUGCAAAACUUUGAGUCUCUGAAGAAUAAUUUGUUGUAACAAACAUUUGCUAAUAGAAUUUACGAAUGAUGAGAGGUAGUGUGUAUUUUAGAAAUUUCAUUAGACUAUAGAUAAAAUGUUUUAAAAGUAUAUAUGGGGUUCCCAAGUAUAAUAUUAAAAGAAAUUAUUUCCUAUUGUACUUUUGAUUUAGAAGUUUGUAAGAAACAAAGUUUAAAAUUCACUAGGUUCAAAUGAACUCCAAUGAUUUUAAAUUUACUUUGUGAAAUAAAACUAUUUUUUAAAAACCUAAAAUAAAUGUACUCUCAAUAAAG